AAACAGCCUCUCUCCCUAGCCGUUUCAUUUGUGAUUUGUGUAAUCUCCCCAAAAAAAUGUGCAGACUUUAGCUAUCGGACCCGUGCUUGGAUCUGCAGAUUCACAGUUUCACUCUGUCUUUAAGUCUUAGCAAAAGGUUCCACCGUUCCAAUCGUCGCUUCGAAUAGAAAAUUAGAAAACCCUAGUUCUUUUUUUUUUUUUUGCAGGCAAGAACCCUAAAUCUUUGUUUCUCGUUCCCUUUGGCCUUUGCUCUUAAAAUAUCCGGAGAUUCAAGAGCCCUUGAAACCCUAGCGUAGCUCCUCAAAAAUGGCGACAAACGGGCCGAACUUAGAGUGCCGGAUGUACGAGGCGAAGUACCCGGAAGUUGACAUGGCGGUGAUGAUUCAAGUGAAGAAUAUCGCCGACAUGGGAGCUUAUGUUUCUCUUCUUGAGUACAAUAACAUAGAGGGUAUGAUUUUGUUUUCGGAGCUCUCUCGUCGUCGGAUUCGCAGUGUGAGCAGUUUGAUUAAGGUCGGGCGACAAGAGCCGGUGAUGGUUCUUAGGGUUGAUAAGGAGAAAGGUUAUAUCGAUCUCAGCAAGAGAAGGGUCUCUGAGGAAGACAUUCAGGCCUGCGAGGAGAGGUAUAACAAGAGCAAACUUGUUCAUUCCAUCAUGCGCCAUGUUGCAGAAACGAUGCAACUUGAUUUAGAGGAUUUGUAUAUCCAUGUUGGUUGGCCUCUGUACCGCAAAUAUGGGCAUGCUUUUGAGGCAUUCAAGAUAAUUGUUACUGAUCCUGAUUCUGUUCUAAAUUCACUUACUCGUGAAAUUAAAGAAGUUGGUCCUGAUGGCCAAGAGGUGACCAAGGUAGUGCCUGCUAUGUCAGAUGAGGUUAAAGAUGCUCUGAUAAAAAACAUUAGGAGGCGAAUGACCCCUCAGCCAUUGAAGAUUCGAGCAGACAUUGAAAUGAAAUGUUUCCAGUUUGAUGGGGUUCUCCACAUUAAGGAAGCUAUGAGGAAAGCUGAAGCUGCUGGUAAUACUGAUUGCCCAGUGAAGAUUAAACUGGUUGCUCCUCCACUCUAUGUUCUAACAACUCAAACUCUUGACAAGGAACAAGGAAUAUCAAUUCUCAAUAAUGCAAUCAAAGCUUGCACUGAUGAAAUAGACCGCCACAAGGGGAAACUUGCAGUGAAGGAAGCACCUAGAGCUGUGAGCGAGCGGGAUGAUAAACUACUUGCUGAGCACAUGGCUAAACUACGACAUGACAAUGAGGAGGUUAGUGGUGACGAAGACAGUGAAGAAGAGGAAGAUACAGGGAUGGGUGAAAUUGAUGUGGAAAAUGCGGCUUCUGGGAUAACUGAGUAAAAGCACAGCAAAUUAGAUCGGGAUUGGAACAUUCUUUUUCUAUUGUCAUGCUUGAGAGUAGUUGUAUAGAACCAGUUUCCAUGUUUUGUGUCAUUAAGCCCUUUCCCAAUCUAGCUAUUUAUUUAACAGGUUUUUUCUAGUUGGGAAUGGCCAUGUUCCCCUGAGUUAAUUUGGAGGAUACUUAUUUGAAAAAUACAUCAUCGAAACAGUUUUGCAACUACUAUGGUGUUUGACAACAGAAAUUUGAAAUGGGUUACCAUGGCUAUGGUGGAAUCAUUUUAUAUCA
Messenger RNA from Nelumbo nucifera (sacred lotus), 1627 nucleotides. Its product is annotated as eukaryotic translation initiation factor 2 subunit alpha homolog. NCBI's taxonomy places the organism in Eukaryota, Viridiplantae, Streptophyta, Magnoliopsida, Proteales, Nelumbonaceae. Gene Ontology annotation, molecular function: translation initiation factor activity; RNA binding; ribosome binding. Gene Ontology annotation, cellular component: eukaryotic 48S preinitiation complex; eukaryotic translation initiation factor 2 complex. Gene Ontology annotation, biological process: translational initiation. The record is from RefSeq and is a predicted model, not a curated record.